Messenger RNA from Lymnaea stagnalis (great pond snail), 21636 nucleotides. The record is from the annotation of a GenBank genome assembly. NCBI's taxonomy places the organism in Eukaryota, Metazoa, Mollusca, Gastropoda, Lymnaeidae.
CUGUAUUUUUGGGUCAGUUUGACAAGGAGAACAAUUUACCGGCUGAAACAAAACAGCAUGACACGGGCAAGGAGAAACGCCUUCCCAUAAGAAAAGCAUCAACAGAUUUAACCAGCAAAGAAAACAGCCCCUUCCUGAAGCCUGAUGAAUCAAGUAGCCUCACACCUCAGUCAUUGACCAUUGGGGACAAUGCCAAAGAAACAGCUUUACUGAGACGUCUCAGAGGACAUGAGGAUGCUUUAACUCUGGCAUUUCAAGAUGGUGACUUCAAGAAAAGGUCUACUGACAUUCCAGAACAUCUUGUUAAUGAUACCGUCACCCCGGAGCCACUGGCCAGUGAUGUAGUUCCAAAAGAUUUGGAGUCCAUGGAUGUGAGUGAUACGUUUGAGAUGCCUCUCUUAAGAGAAGAAGAUAUGGACAUAGCUGCAAUGAAUUUGGCAGACAUUCAAAAAACAGAUUUUAAAGCUGAGUUACUGCUCAAAGACAAUGAAGAUGAUAUUUUGGCUCCAUCGGAUCUUCGAUCUCUAGAGAAUGUAUUGGCCUCGGUUAUUGACAUGGAGUUUGGCGCAGAACCUGAGAUUAAAGACAAAUCACAGGUAGCGUCUUCAGUGAGAAUGGAAUUGGAUGAUGAGUUGGAUACAUCUGGGGUCCAAAAUUUUGAAGCUGAACAGAAUUCAGCAAAACCUGACAGAACUGUUGUGCGAGACAGUGAAGUUGGACAGAAAUCAGAGAAGGCUGAUACUCUGAGUCUUGUCACUCACAAGCCAGAUACCAGUGUUGCCAUCCUAUCAGAAACUCAGAGUGAGAGUGAUGUUGUUUUGUCACAGACACCUUGUACCAGUGGGGAUAUUUUGUCUUUAGCACCAAGUGUCAGUGGCAUUAUGUCAACACAGGGCAAUCAAGCAUGCACAUCUGCCGAUGUUGAGACGUCAUCUGUAGCUCUGCUCCCAUCUAACAACCCAGCAGUGAUUCACUCAGCUACUCCAACAACUGAAGCAUCCUCCCCAAUGAAUCAGCUUCAAGAACUAACUAAACCCUCAGAUCAUAAUGCAACAUCAGGAAGUUGUUAUGGAGCUUCUCCUGCUGUGCCUCCAUGCUUACAAGAAGACAUGUCUUCAGCUCAGCCAUCUGUUGAAUCCCUUCAACAAACCUCUUCAUCACCUGACAUGGCUCACACUCCCAGUACCAAACUUUCCCUUCAACAAACCUCUUCAUCACCUGACAUGGCUCACACUCCCAGUACCAAACUUUCCCUUCAACAAACCUCUUCAUCACCUGACAAGACACUCCUGCUCAGCACCAAACUUCCUAUAGCCCCGCCUCCAGCUCAUUCAGCUCAGUCCAUGUUAACUCCUCAUGAUAUUUUAACAGUUUUGUCAAGAAGCCCUAAAAAAGCCCAUUCCCAUCAAGCACAUAACUUUCCAGUUUCAAUCUCAUUGUCUGAUGUAAUGUCCCACCAGCAUCCUCAAAGUCGUACUCCUCCUCAGGCAUUUUCAUUGAGCCCCGCCAAGAUUCCUCCGCCACCAAUAACCCAGCACUUGAUGACCUCUUAUCCCAGUGGACAAUCCUCAUCAACAUCCCACAUUUCUUCCAUGCUGAUGUCAGGAUCUGUAGUGACUGGAGUGAAACCAUCACAAGAGCAUUCAUUACCGCCGUCCACCAGAAUUUCAAUCAUCCCUUCUGAACUAUCUCACUCGCCUAUCAUUACAAGCUUGUUGUCCCCAAAUAGCAAUACUUCCUGUCCCAAGUCAGCCUCAAUGUACCACAGUGUGUUGACAAGCCUGAACCAAAGUAACACAGAGUCAAGUGUGUACCAAACCCCCACCGGAAGCAGAACAUUUAUUUCCCAUGAUGCACCAGAUUCAAAAUGUGAUGCCAGGCCAUCAUCAAAGUCACCAAAUAGAAAUGAAAUAUCCCCAUGCUCAAAAGGCUCUCCUCGUAGAGCAGCUCACAGUUCCCCUCAUGGAGCAGCCCACAGUUCCUCUCAUGGAGCUGCCCACAGCUCACCACAACUCUAUGACAGACGUAUGGAUGAGAUCUCUCCAAGCAGACCUGCCAAAGACAGUUUUGUGGACAAACCCAAACCACCAAAAGCACACCAACCAUCCCAGCCCACUUUGCAUCUUCCAAAGCAGCCUUUACCUGCUCACUCCCAGGGAUCUGGCCAGCACUCCGUUUGGCCCCCUCCUGGUCAGCUUUCCCUGGUAUCCCAUCAUGGUCAGCAUGCCCUGGUGUCCCCACCCAAAGCCCACUCUCACCCCAAGUCUCUACCAGUCUACCACAGAAGUCCAUCCCAACCCUUUGUCAGCUCGCUGCUACCUGUUGAAUCCCCUGCCUACAUGUCCCACGCCAUCGAUGAGCCUGACCUCUAUUUGGAGACACCUCGAUCGUUGUCUUUUCCUCUUCACCAUAUCAACACACUUACAGCACUGGAGGCUGAGAUGAUUUUAAAAUCAACAACAGAUAGCCAGACAACAGCCAUUGCUGCCGAGCAGACCAGACGAAAACUUGUAGAGAAACAUUCUGGAUCCCAUCGUCAUCGAUCUCCAUCUUUGCUGCGGUCAUCAUCACUUCCGGGGUACUACAGUCCAUCCCUUGAUCUUCCAACCUAUCUGUCCCCACCACCACUGCCCCCUUCUCCAAUCUCACCAUUUUUCCCAAGUACCUGUAACCUAUCACAAAGUGGGAGGCAGCCAGAUUAUUCCGCCCUACUUUCCACAUCCGUUUCAAAUAUCUUCCCUCGGUCUACGUUCCCAUCUUAUCCUCAUAGCCAUCACCAACAGGAACUUGGUGCCUUGCCCUACACAGGAGCACUUUACUCCAGUAUUCUGUCCAGACUUUCCCCUUCUCAGUAUUCCCCGAGCAGCAAAUUGCCCCCCUCACUCAUGCCACCCAAGGCAUCAGCUGAUUCAUCUCAUCACCACAGAGCCACCAAAAGUAACUCGCCUUUCACCAAAAGUCAGUCUCAUGAGAAAUCCCAUACACUUCUACAUUUACCUUCUGGUAACUCUGGUCACCACCAUCCGCGUUCUUCCAAAUCUCCAUCCCUCAGUUCCCAUCACAGUGACACACAGAUGCAUCAAAGAUAUGCACCAGCUACGGCACAGCUCCAGAAUCUAGCCUGGAUAUCACAAUCAUCUUCCCAAUCAUCAGAAAAACCAUUUAUUCAAGGUACCAAAAUUUGCAUGGCCAUUUCUUAUCCUUUUAUAAAUGUUAUUAAUUUUUUUUUACUACUUUUUUUAUUAUUGUCAACUCUAAAUAAUACAUACCCAGUAUGAGUUUUGUGAUUUGAUCUGCUUUGAAAUUAUUUUUCAGUUAAAAACUAUGGGUCUAUUGGCUGUAAAUUUUUUGAAACAUUUUCACCCGCGAUGAGUCUCCAUACUUAUAUUCAGUAACAUGCAAUGAUAGGAGUUGCCAUUCAAGAGCUACCUUUUGUAACAUUUUAUGCAAUUGCAAGCAUUGCUACAAUUUUCAAUCUGUUGAAUUUAUUAGCAGGUGACCACAACUAUCAAAAGAGAGGGUUGCUUUCUCAAGUCAAGUUUGAUUCACAUCAGUCCCCAGCAAGCACAGCUUCAACAAGAACCACCACAAGUCAUUCUUUGCCCGCCGCUUCCAAGAAAGCUCAGCAUGAAUCUACAAGAACAUCUGUAGACCCCAGUAGGACACAAGGUGGGGCCAGAAUUGGUAAUUUAAUCCAGUGCUUCUUUAAAUUUUGUGUGUACAGACUUAUCACUUUAUCCACAAUACCACUACCCAUUUCAUGAUUAUCUUACGAUUUUGGCAUACAAUGUACGAUUUUGGGGUGUAUAGAUUGUAUAUACUAUAUGUUUAUUUUUUACUAUAAAUAUAACGUAUUCAACAAUUUUGUGAUGAUAUUGUACGAUUUUAAGAGUUGGAGGGUAAACAGGUCUGGAUUAAGAUUAGUUUUGUAUAUUUUUACAUUUGUAACCAGCAACUGAUCGGUGCCAGUGACUAGCACUGAUUUAACAGACUACUUCUAUUAAAGGUCUUUGUUUGUUCAACAUCAUCUUAUUCAUUUAAAUCAGCAAAUAAUUCCAUUUUCCUGAUGGAAACAAACAAUGAGGUAGACAUGAAGAGUUACUUGAAUGUGUUAAUGUUUCAGAUCAAAUCUUAUCUUUCAUUUCAUCCAGCUUAUUGUUUUAUGUUUUUAUUUCCAACCCAGGAGCCAAACGUGGACCCAAAAGAAAGUUUGAAGAUACCGUGCUAGAAGAAUGGGAUGAUGCGUUCAAGAGGAGAUCAACUAGAAGCAGAAACUCAAGAACCAGGAAGGAAGAACUCAUUGUCAACUAUCAAAAACUGAUGAAAAAUUAUUUCCCAUCCACUUUGCUGGAAUUGGAGAACGAUGAGAACUUGGGGAAAAAAGAUGAAAACGAAAUGGAAAUGGAUAGAUGUGAUGGAGAAUCUGGCACAAAAUGCUUGACUGAGAGCAGGCUUCUCAAAACUCUCACUGAAACAGAGGAGGAUGAUGUAAAAGGUUAUAUUAAAACAUGUCUCAAAGGUCAUGGCAUUAUAGAUUUGAUCUAUAAAUAUCUUCUUCUGCUGGCUAAUAAAUCGGAUUGCGUGUGGUACGAAGGAAUUUCUGACCUGUACUUAAAACUUUAUGAACGUUUACGUCAACACUUCUCAGUCCCGUCAUUGUAUGAUAAUGAUGAGAGUUUUCCUCUGGAGGGCCUGAAGAACUAUGCGGCACUUAUCCUGACCUGGGCUGAGCUUUCACUUAACAGAGUGAUGCUUGAGAAUGGGCUGAAAAAUGUCAUGUCCCCCACUAAAGCUGGUCAGAGCAAUGCCAAUUUAUUAGGUCUUCUAGGAAAGUUUCACACAGAGGACAUGCUAUUUCUGUCAUCACUGACAGCCAGGAAUGAUGCCUUGGGUAAUUACUUUAUUCUUGGAAAUAUUUGGGUAAUUUUUGCUUGGUCUCAUUAAUUUAUUUUUAGUUAUGAUGUAAAGGAAUAUUCAUCGGGUUUCUGUUGAUCUCAUUGACAGCGGGAAAGUAUUUCAUAUUAACAUAUUUUUUAAAAAUCUAAUGAUGUCAUCAAUUCCGUGUCUAAUCAAUAAAAACUAUUCCAUAUCAAGAUAUUGUCUACUUUUCAAUUCUGUCUCGUGUCAGGCUCAUGGCUGGGUGAAUUCAGUCUUCGUUUGUACUGGUUGAAAGCCAAGCAGCACCAGCUUCUCAAUGAGACACUUGAUGCUGUAGAUUGCUUUGAGAUUGUACAGGAACUGCUUCAAGAUAUGGAAAAGGAGAGGGACAGUACCCAAGAAGGUUAGAUAUUCAGAAGCAGUUGUUACAGAUAGGGCUUUUAUAUGGUGUUCUUUUUAUACAUUAUCAAGUUCAAAAUGUUCUGAUUGUUAAAGAUUUCUUUGAUUGGCUAUUUUUACAUUUCUUUGGUCUUAACUCUUUGAUUGGCUAAUUUUACAUGUCUUUGGUCUUGUGUCUUUGAUUGGAUACUUUUACAUAUCUUUGAUCUUAUGUCUUUGAUGAAUGUUGGUGAUACAAGAAAAGUUCCUUAGUCCUACUGUUAAUAUUUUUUUUUGGUAAUGUUUCUUAAUUUCCUAUAACUUAAAUAAAAAAUAAAUCAAUGAUUACCUGGCCAAUCUGCAAUGCAAUUUAUAGACAAACAUAAAGAUAGUGUUGUUGUUUAGUGUUGUUGUUUUCUUUUACAAGACCCCAGUUUAUCACUGUCCUCCAUAUCUCACCCCUAGUUGUAAUGGUGCCCAACAUUAUCGAGGACAAAGUGAUCUCACUCGGGGAAGUAAAGAGACUACUAGAAGCCUUACAGAGGUGUAAGUCACUGGAAGAUACUCAGAAGCUCUACGAAGAAGGACGUUUUGAUCUUGUUGUGGAGAACCUUCUCACCACUUUUAAUAACAAGGUGACCCCUAAGACAACCACCUUGUUGCUCUUUCAACUUGAAAAGCAUUUAGCACUGUCUCUAUUCAACACUCAUAGUAGAACCAAAAGUUUAAAAGUUCUGAAGUAAUAAUACAUUGUUAUACACACACGCACAUCUUGUUGGACGCAAAUUAUUGAAAAUUGAAACCGUUUAGUUUGAUACACACGUUUAAUGAUUUGUUUUCUUAUUUCCAAACAGAGUAUUACACAGAAAUCCAUUGCCCAGAGAGAGCGUCCAUCCCAACUCCUUCUUUUGCUGAAUUCCCUCCACAAACUGAAAGAGAAAGAACGGUGUAUGGAGUGGGCACAAGUUUCACUAAAUGAAGCUAUCCAACAUUAUAAAAGAGUUCCAACUGUACAGCUUCGCCAGGAUUGGGCAGCUACUCUGGUAUCAAUCUUUGGAUUCAUUGACAAGUAUGUACAGAGGAGAUAAAAAUAAUGGCAUCAUAAUUGUUAAUUUACUAAUAAAAUUUUCAACCCUUUGUCUUGUUGAUGUACCAUUUUAUAGACUCAAAUGUUAAUGCCACUGAAAGCAUAAAAUGCUAAUGAAGAGGUCAAAAGGUUUUAAAACAAGAGUUUUAAGCAAUGGAAAUUUUCUUGAUUAAAUCUCCUCAGGAUCAUGGAGGAAGACAAGUCUAUAAUGGCUUCCCUGAGCCGUAAGUCCUUUGUUCGUUUGGCCCACAAUUUGGUAGCAGUCAUUGAAAUUUCUCUUGAUGUUGGUGACAGUGUCACAGAGAUGCCGAUUGGCUCACUCCUGCCUUGGAAGAUUUUAUACAGGUGACCAGAUAAUUGAUGUGUAAUGUUUGAUUGGUCCUAGUUAGCUGUCAGUGUUCAGAAUUUAACAGAACAAUGAGCAUAAAGAAUCAGGAUUAGAAGAUGGGAAUCAUUUCUCAUUGAGAUUAUUUGCUCAAAAUAUUCAAUAAUAUGUGUUCAAGGGUGUUACAGUUUGAGGAGCAGGAAAAUGCUCGCCGCCAGAACACAAACGAAUCCAAGGACAAUAAAGAUGAUGAUGAAGAUGACACAAGCCGAUCUUUGACGAUGCUUGUUGAGGCCCAUGAACAUUUGGGAAGGUAAGUGAAGGGGAAGUAACAUCAAAUUAUUCAAAUUGUUUCAUGCUAAAAAACAUCAUCUCAGUGAUUUGAUGAAAGGAAACCUAUACAUGGAGUUGAAGGCCUGGCUUAAAAAUACACACCCCAGUUACAUUAGUCUAUAUUUUGAGAUUCAAUUAUAGUUUUAAGAGGUAAAGUUAACUCAAAAAAAGACUGCUUUAAUUUAUUCUAAUUUUGUCAAACACAUCAAACUAAAACAAAACCCUAUUUUGAAAUAUAAUAUUCAUGCAAUAAUUUAAUCAAAGGUUGCCAAAUAUCCUUAUUAAACCAUUUAAUAUACUUUGGGAUAAGGCAAUCAUGAGAUGAUUUUUACAGGGGCAUAGCUUGUGUUAGCCCUGCCUGAAACUGACUAAGAUUUGUUUUGCCCCCCCCCCCCUGUAGAAGAAAAAAAUGCAGUGCCACCACUCCAUAUAAAGAAAAGAAAUUGCCGCCCGGGGCAGAUCUCUCCCCCACACACACACAUCACCAAUCCCUUUCCUACACCUUUGGAUCUUAGAUUUUUUUUUGCUAUUUGAAUAAAACUAUUAUUUUUACAUAUUCCAAAAAAAUAUAUAUCGUCUGAAUUAAUAUUUCUGUAUUCUCUCCAGGCAUUCUUGGUGUACUAAAGAUGAAGGGGAUUUUCUGCUCUUUUUGAUGUCUAUUCUUCAAAAGGAAAUGGAAGAUAAAGACAGGGAAGACCUGACAUUUGAGCAGUGUGUUUUCUGCUUGUAUGGACAUCCAAACAAGAAGGGGAAGGCCAGGUCAAGAUGAUUUUACUAUUUUAAUAGUAAAUAAUAUUGCAUCAGCAAGAACUGGAACAGUUACAUCAUGUCCAUAACAAUUUUAAUUUAAAUAAAGAUCUAAUAGGAUAAAGUUGUUCAAUUUUCUGUUUCAGACACUUGAGUGAUCACAAUGCUGCACCCAUAACAUUGGACUGGGAGAAAGCUGGCCUUCUAUAUUUCUACUUUGCUCCAGCACCAGCCCCUGAGUUUGACAGCUACAAGAUUAAAUCUGUCACAUCCGAUGUGGAAAACUUGCUGCGCAGAAUAUAUGGUUUAGUUCCAGCUGAACUUAAUCCAGGUAUGCACUGCUUGUAGAAAACUGUUUUAAUGGCAUGUUGUGAUCAUAAUUUGAGAUUGUGGCUUCAAGGAUUAAUUUAUAUAAAUAUAAAUUAAAUUUACAUAAUGUAUAUAUAAGCAUAUCCCACCUAAAAAGGAAAAGAAUGAGAGUGGGUGCAAAACCCACACAAAAACAAAGUGAAGAAGAACGGAAAAGAAGUGAGUGGAAGUAUAAUUUAAAAACCAAACAGGAAAAAGACAUGGCAGCUAUGUGAAAUUGUGGAUUUGGUUUAUAACUAGUUUGUUGAAAAUGGUUUCAAUUAUCUGUUCUUCAUCAUCAUCAUAUCCCUUAGUCCUUGGACUGUUGGGGCACCACAGAUGACAUGUGAACUAUCCUCCUCCAUUCCUCUCUGUCUUCUGCACUAGGCACAGCAUCGCAUAGUUUUAGUCCUUUCCACUCUUUGUAGUUAUCUUGCCAUCUUCUUCUCCCUCCUCUCAUUGUGCCCUGCAUGAUUUCUUUGGCGAGUCCUUGUUUCCUUGUCCGUGGCCAUACCAUUCCAGUUUGCGCUUUUUUACAGUCACCAGGAGGCCAUUGUACUGCCCAUUUGCCUGAUGCAUCCUUUCUUUCACUUGAUCAUUGGAGAUAUGGUCCUUAUAGCUGAUGCCAAGAAUGCUUCUGAAAUAUCUCAUCUCCAUCGCCUUUAUUUUCAUUUUAGGUUCUGCUAUUAAUGUCCAGGACUCGCAGGCAUACAAGAAAAUUGAGAGGACUAAUGAGCCCAUCAGCCUGAUUUUGGUGCUGGGGGCUAUAUUUUUGUUGUUCUGUAUUUUCUUGAGCCUCUUUAGUGCUGUUAUGGUCUGGGCAAUCCUGGACAUCAGUUCGGGCUUCAAGCCGUCUUCCAAGACUAUUGCUCUUAGGUAUUUGAAGUUGCCUACUGUCUCUAAUCUUUCCUCCUCAACCUUAAUUUCAGUGGCGAUGCCUGUGGUGUUAUUUGUCAUCAGUUUUGUUUUUUCUGCACUGAUUUGCAUGCCAAAGGAUGAUGAAGUCUUAUUGAGACGCUUUACUAGUUUGGCUAGCUCUUCUUCAUUCCCAGCCAGUCCAUCUAUGUCAUCCGCAAGGCGUCGGUUGGUGAUUGUUCUUCCACCAAUGUUGACUGUCCCUUCAUGCGCUUCCAGAGCAUCUGACAUAAUUCUCUCUAAGAAGAUGUUGAACAAGGUGGGGGAGAGCACCUUGUCGUACUCCAACCUUGGUCUUGAACCAUUCUCUGACGUUGUUGUUUUUGUUGUUCUUAUUACUUUCAAAUCAUAUCUUGAAAACAGCUAUAUGUAUUUCAGUUUCUAAUUGUAAGACAUGAAAAAAAAAUUAUAGUGUUGAAUUUGGUGAAUAUAUUUUUUCUUUUUUGUGAAUUUUUGUGAUUUCAACUAAAAAAAGUGCAUCACAUUUGGUUUUUAAAAUUUAGAAGAAAGUAAAAAAAUUCAAUAAGAAUUUUCUACUGUGUGUUGCUAAUCAAUUUUGGUUAUUCUAAUCAGCCCGCCAUGUGUCAGCAAUCUCAGACUACAUUGAAGGCAUCACCGGUGAUGUCCCAACUUGUUCUGUUUUAACAAUCAGUUCUACAAAUGACCCAUACAAAAUAUGUAGCCAGCUGUACUACCUCCUGGGUGAUUUCUACUUCAAGAACAAAGAACCAGCCAAAGCGGUCAAGUUCUAUCAGUUGGAUCUGGUGCUCAACUGCAACAGGCUAGACUCAUGGGCGGGGCUUGCACUGGCCAAAAUGUACCAGAUUGAACAAAAACUUAAUUCUGUAAGUUAUUGUGUUGGUUGGUUGCUAAGGGCAACAGGCUGGACUCAAGAGUGGGGCUUGUGCUGGUCAAUUUUGGUUUGUUGCUAAGGGCUACAGGCUAGAGUCCUGAUCAGGGCUUUUGCUGGCCAAAAUUCUGUAAUAACUAUAAGGCUGGUUGGUUGCUCGGGGCAACAGGUUGGACUUAUUGGAGAAGUUUACUCUAGCUAAAAUGUACCAGAUUUUUAAAAAAAACUUAAUUCUGUAAGAUACUGAGUCACUGUAAAGGUUCGUAGGUUGUUGGAGGCAGGGAUGGAAGUUUUGUAUAUGGUGAGUUGAAUAUGGCUUGAUUUUUUUUUUUUAAAUUCUUUUAUUUAGGCAUAAAGAUUUUAAUUUUCACUUGCUUUUUCAAACAACACAUUUCACUGUUUAAUUUUCUCUUUUUUCUUUUGACUAGACGGAGUAUAAAAUAGAGACUCCCAUUCAGAAGAAAUCUGCAGCUCCUCUGAGAUGCUUUAAAAGAGCUGUUGACCUCCAGAAGACAUGUAGGAAACUGUGGCUUGAGUACGGCUCAUUGGCUUAUCAGCUACAUUCACAUGCAUCAAGGCAGAUUAUAUACAAGGACUUACUAUCUAUUAGUCAGGAUAUUACUGAGGUAAAUUAUUGUUUAAGAAAUCAAGCUGAUCUACAGGUUAAAAAGCCAUUUUAAAUUUCGGGGAGUGGGGGGGCUGGGGGUUUUGUUCAUCCGCAUUUGUUUCAAUAUGAAAGUUUGGCUACAAGAUAAUUUGAUGACAAAGUCUUAUAAAAGAUGGACAAACAAGCAGUAUUUGUAAUAACAAUGCUUGCUUCUUUAUGGCUAAAUGGAUUGAUUUUGAUUAUAGGGGGCAAAGAAAAGAAAACAAGAUAUGCUUGCCCUGGCUAAAAACAACUACUUGCGAGCCAUUGACUGUGAAGGGGAUGGUACGGAGGAUGACUGGCUCACACACUACAUGAUGGGGAAAAUAGCUGAGAAGGAAGGGGACAAUCCUCAAAUCUACUUGGAGCAUUAUAAGCAGGUUUGUUCCAUAGAAAGUUGACACAAAUUCUGCAUGAGCAGACUUGGCUCCCUCAACUGUUCAAUUUUCCAAAGCUUCCCACCACAAAGUUACAGUAUGUCUGUUUUAACCCAUUCGAUAUGUUUCGCUGCAGUGUGCAUCACCACGAUUUUGGCUGAAUACAUUUAGUCGCAGAUUGCGUCAUCUCUGGUUUUGUUUAGUUUCAUGCCUUUAGUAUUUUAACUUUUACAGUCAUAUAUUUUAUUUAUAGCUUUCUAAACUUUCAUUCAAAAGAGUUUCAAUUCCUUUCUUUGAAAUUUCUGGCAGAUUGUACCUCGUUUAGUGUAUUUUUUGCUUGUUUUUUCACCUUUUAAAAAUUGUAAAUAAGCAUCAGCAGAUUGUUAUGUCUUCAACAAGCUGUACUGGCACUAAUAUUAGGUCUGUUAGCUCAAGAUUUAGAUAAGUGCCUGCCGAAGAAGCAAGCCAAUUAAUUAGCUUGGAUCAUUCAUUGGACUCAAAUAAAAACAAUGAAGAGGAUUUGUUUAUAUGGUUUGUAAAGUGGGGAUUUAACCCUUUCAUUACUGCUGGUUUUGGGCAUUGAUUUUUUCUGACUCAGCAAUAAAAAAAACUUAAAAAAGAAAUUUUUGGUAUUUUUCAUUCUCUAUCGGAUUCCCUUUUUAACUUCUUUAUAGAUUAACGCAUAAAUAAAUAUAAAGCAUUGAAAUAUGACGUCCUUGGCAUUUCAGAAAAGUUCUUUGCCUCUUUGUUAUGACAACAGUAUGACGUCCUUGGUAAUUGAAAGUGGGUGAUCGUGAUGUCACGUCGACGUCAUCGGUAGCCAAGUGGUUGAAAUUAAAAAUCAUCAGGUCCAAUGGAAUUUUAGCCCCUUAACUCUCUGCAGUCCGACUAUAGAGAAAUGGUACAUAUAAGUACCAUAGAUUUUGUGGCUGGGUCAUUUAUUUUUUAACUUUUUUUUUUAUUGAAAAAAAAUAUUUAUUAUAUUUUAAUAAUUUGUUUCAUUGGUUUAAGUAUUUGUAAAAAAAUUAAAAUUAUUACAAAAUUUGAAAUUACUAUUUUAAAAAAAUAUGUUUGGAAACUUAUUCAGCGCGGAGUAUCCCUUGAAAGCUUCGCAGAUUUCCAAAAAAACAAAAAAUAUAAGUCUCACAAAAAAAAUUAAAUAGUAGUAUGAAUAUUGUCAAAUGAUUUUAAUUUCCCGAUUUAUCAAGGAGUUAUUUGUUUGUCUAAAGCAAUGUAUCCAAAUGGAGACUCUAAUCAUGAAAUUUAUCACGAUUUGCAUAUAAAAGUACCGACUAAUGCUAUCGUAAACAAGUAAGCUUAAUUUUAAUUAUCAUUUCCCGACUUUAAAAUUAAUAAUAAAACAAUAAAGUGAUAUUUUUAUAAUUUUAAUUGGCUGAAGUAUAUAUUAUCCAUUUAUACUUACAUUGAUGUAUUCUAUUUGAAUUUUAUUAAGUUUCAAUAAUUAUAAAAUAAAUAAAUAGAGUCGCUAUGCGAAAUAAAUAUUUUAAAAAAAUAGCGGACAAUUUCGGUCGAUUGGAACUUGCGUAAUUAAAUAAAUUUAAAGUUAAGGACUUCUGAGUUAUUAAUUAAAUAUAUUUAUUUAAAAUAUGUUACAGCCAAGAAUAAUCUUCUAAAUUUUAUAAUAUUGCAUAGUAGAAAUGUGUUUAAAUUUUAUUAUCAUUAUCGCUAGUCACUAGUAUUAGUAGAGACUACUGUCGGCAGAAUAAAAAAACCAACAUUUAUGUUUUUAUUAAAAGCUCUCUAACUCUAUUGGGAAGGAGGAGAGAGAGACAAAAAUGCAGAUAUUGGAUCAAGAAGCCCUUAUUCCUUAUUGAUCCUAAAUAUUAAGCCUGGACUCCACCCUUUUACUGAGUUACAGAGUUACUGGAUGGAUAUCUUUGAAGAUUUUACCCUAAAAACAAGUGGUGGUAAGUUUUAAUCUAAUCACUUGGUAGCAAAAUGCAUAAAGAAUAAACUCACAAUAUUGUUAUAACAUAUGUUAUAAUGUAUUUUCUAUGUACAAUGGUUUACUUUUAUACUAAUUUAGGCACUUGGACUAGGAUUAAUGGUAUUUUCCCUUACUGAUAGCAUACCAUUACUGAUACCAUUAGUGUUAAUUUAUUUAUGAAUCAAUCAAAUUUUUUUUUUCCACAGGUUCUUUAUUGAGUGAAUAUUCUGUGGUGAAAAAUCUUACCUAAUCUUAUGUAGAAAUCAAGUCCAGGACAAGCUUUUAUUUAUCAAAUAUAAUUAUUAUAAUAAAACUGCAGACUGUUUUAAGAAAUAAUAUUUGUUCAGAGUCCAUAAAUAUAAUUAAGGAAUAAUGUAGUUUAUCAGCCUGUGUUAUGUGAGGAUUAUAACAAAGAUAUAUAAAAAUGCCGGUACAUGGGAAAAAAUAGAUCACAUUAGUGAGGAAUGGAUUGUAUUUGACAUUAAUAUCAAAAUUAGCAUUAUUGUACUGAUACAUUUUAAUUUUUUUUAACUUUAACAUCAGCGAAUACCGCUAUUUUAAAAUUAAAAAAAAAAAAAUUGACUCUUGUUUUGAGUUAUUUAUAUAUUCAUCAAAUUUUACUUAGUCAUCUUUUACUCAAGAAUUAUUAAGAAAUAUAUUUAAUAUACAAAUCUAUAAGCUAUGAGACCCAUUUUUUAAAAUAUAUUACAUACAAAACAUAAUUUUCAUUAAAAGAAAAAUUAUAGUGCAUUUUUUAGGAAAAAAAGACAAAAUAUAGGUUUUGCUAAAAUGUUGACAACUUUUUGAUUGUUCAAAGAAUUUUUGUCAUGUUUGACUAUGAAUUGUAUAAGUUGAUGAAGUAUUUUAUUUAAAUAAAUUUUAAAUCUUUUAUAACAAGGAUUUUUUUUUUCCUUCAUACUGUGUAAAGAUUUGGUCAAAUUUUUGCAUAAAAUGAAAAAAAAUAAUUCUCCAAUAAUGUUUCAAUUAUUUUUAUAACUAAGAAAAUAAAAUAUACAAAAAAUAUCUUAUGAUAGCUGAGUCAAAGAUGAACAAGUUAAUAUAUUUAACUGAUCAGAUCAGAGCUAUUUCAGAUCAGUUAAUUAAUUAUUUUAAAAAUUCACAUUAAGAUUUUUAAGAAAUGUGAAAAAAACGUCAGACUGCAGAGAGUUAAUUUUACUAUGUUCCAUUGAAGAAUUGUGACAUACUGAAUGGGUUAAUCUGAGGUACAUAGCAAAGCUAAAAGCCAAAAUGUUGCAUAGUUUUCCUGUUAUAUCUAAAUGAGUUGAAAUAUGGUUAACACAAAAAAUAACAUUUAAAUAUUGAACAUUUCACACACUCAAAACUUGACACCAUGACUGUUGGAUUCAAAUAAAUAACAAGAUAUGUUUAGGCUUGGAAAAAAAGACAGAACAAUUAUUAUAGAGAAACAAAUAGCAUUUGAAAAAACAAUGCUUUUUAUUAUAUUUUAUUAUAUUCAACAGGCAGCCAUAUGUCUACACGAAGAAAAAGCACCAUACCCUAAGAAAAUCCAGUUUGCCAGCAUCCCACCAGACUUAGCUUUGGAGGCCCUGGAAGUUUUCUACCGUACCCAUGCAUCAGCUUUAAAAUUUGUGCUCUAUCACUGCAACAAUGAACAUUUGCCCAUAUUGUAUAGUUAUGUAAAAGAUUCUCUAGAAAGCCAUUUUGCUAGAUGUGAGGAGAAGCAGCACAAUUUAAAAGACCAGGAGAGGUAAACUGUUUCUAGAAAUCUCAAUUCAAAUUAUAUUUUAUCUAUUAAUUUUUUAACAAGACUUAAAAUUUUGAGUAAUUUUGACAGUCAUGUUACAUACUACUACUAUUAUUAUUAAAUCUGUCAGUCUUGUUGAAUACUAACUAUUAUUACUGAAUUGGUCAGUCUUGUUGAAUACUUACUAUUAUUAUUGAAUUUGUCAGUAAUUGAUCAUUUGUGAAGUGCAUUAUUUUUUUAAACCCUAAAGUUUAUACGUCAUAAUUUUACUAUUGGAAAAUCAUUGUCAGUGAUAAUCUGAAUAAUAUAGGAAUAAUGGAUAUAACUCUGUUAAAGAAGGAAAUAGUCAUGUAGAAAGGGGGGGAGUUAGUUUAAAGGAAUUAUAUGAGUUAUCACUUCAUUAGGUGUUUAUUUCCAUGUUCGUUUUUUUUUUUCAUUACGUAGCACCAGUCAAGAUUUUUAUCAUACAGCUGUUACUCCAUACAGCUGAUCUAUUUGACUCUAUUAUAGUAAUUAACAAAAAUUUUCAUCUCAAUGACAGGUUGGAGGUUUCCAACUCUCCAAAGCCCAGCAAUGUAGUGUUACCAGGGGGAGAUAAACAUAUCUAUCACAAAAACCCAACAGAUCACGAGUACUCUCGUCACAAAAGCAGAGGUGAUGUACAGUUAGAGGGGAAGGUUACUCAAGAUCAACAUAAGCACACAACUCAACAGAACAACUUAGAAUCUGCAUAUCAGGGUCAGACAAGUCCUGGUAAAAAUCAAGAAUAUCAGCGUAUGGAAACAAAGAAAAACUACUGCGACACAGUUGUCAUUAACCUCGACAACAAACAAACAGCAGAAGUUGUUGAUUUUGACAGACAAAUGUCUGGGUUGGUCAGCAAUGCUCAACCUGGCAGCUCAGUACAGAAAGUGACCAGAUCUACAACUGAAAGUAGCCUGUGCUUAGAGGGGACUGGAGAAACCAGCCCUGUCACUAGCACAGAUAAACAAGAGAUAUCCAAUGAGAAUACUUGCAAGGCCAGCUCUUCAGAGGAUGUAGAUAUGAACACUGUGUCUAGUUUUGAUGUUGGUGCACCAAUCCAUGUCACCACCCGAAGUCAUAUCACCACCCCAAUCCAUGUCACCACACCAUGUAUUGCAAUGCCUGAUCCUAUAAAAGAUGAAGACAUGGACUUAGAAGAAAUGGAAGUAAGUGAAACUGAUCCAGGCACAUUAUUUAAUCUACAGAAAAGUUAUUCUAAUUCAAAGGAGAUUUUUGGUUCUGAAAACUUUGCAAAAAGUACUAACCUAUCACCCAACCUUGGAGUUCCUGAGGUCAUUUCAGUUCCUGUGGAAGGUCAGCAAGUAUCCUUAAACUGUUCUGGGAAUUCAGAGUCAAUGCAAAUUGAAUUUAUGGAAACAGAUGAAAGCAAGCCUGUGAUUGCUGCUAAUGAAACUGAUCCUACAUGUGUCCACAAGAGUGAAUCAGCUCCACUCAUAUCUGCAAGUUCUUACUCAGACCAGGCUAAUGCAAUGGAGGAAUGUACAGAGGUUGUCUGUCAUCAAGAUGUCACUUCUGCUGACAUGGGGCAGAGUAAUGUUAAGGAAACUAUAGAGCGUGUGUGUCAGCGAGAUAUCACUUCUGCUACUAACCAACUGUCAGACAUGGACCAGGCAGUGAAUGUGUCAGACAUGGACCAGGCAGUAAAUCUGUCUGACAUGGACCAGGCAGUAAAUGUGUCAGACAUGGACCAGACAGUGAAAACUAAUGAGACUAGGUUGAUAAGGGAAAGGUUGGUGGAUGUGAUGUCUACCGUUACAAGUGAUGAUAAUGCAAGUGCCCCUGCUAUUUCACGAAUGGAAAGUGAAGGAUUCUCCCCAACCCAUGUCGAGGAUUAUCCAAAAGAUCAACGGGAUAGAACUAAUUCAGGGGAAUCAUCGGAGUGUAAACAAAUGGAAACUAAUGCUCUCAUCUUCAUGAAUGAUCAAGGUAUUUCAACAAAAGGCAAAGUAGAGGGCAGUGAUACAGUUGUUAAUGUUAAAGACGACAGUUGUUUGAAAGUAGAUGCUAGAGAACAUAAAACAGUAGAGGGAUCCACUCAACAAGCUUAUGUUGAUGGAGCAGGAGACUUAAAAGACAACAGAGGAAAAAACUGUUCAGUGUUGGAAUCGGUUGAUGAGAAAUGGGAAAGUGAAAGUAAAGAGAAGUCCCUUGCUUUGGCACAAUCUGAUGGGGUUAACAAUCACAUGGUGACUGUCAGUGAAACUGCACUUGUGGUGGUGAUGGAAACUGACAGCUUAGAGCUCCAUGGAGAUAGCCCUGAGACCCACCCAGACCCUCCUAUGAACGUUCCUUUUCCCAAGGCAGAAGUUCAUAAAACUGGAGCUAAAGAAAGCCCAGCAACUGCUGGUAAAGAUGAUGGUGAUGCUCAUAAUACCAUAGAAAACUCAGCAGCUGAUGCCACUAAUGUGGAUGGGGAUGCUCUUCCUAAAGACCCAUUACUACUUAGAGCUGAUAUUAUCACCAAAUGUAUACGUGGCCUUGAACUGUGCGCAGAAAGAUACAAUUCUCAUUACAAGUCAUUGUAUCGAUUGGCUGAUGUUUACUGCUUCUCUAAGGUCAGUUUUUAAUAUAAUAAAAUUAUGGUACAUAAAAAUGUUGGCCAAAUAUUUUCUCCAAAUCCUGUAUUAAUUUAAUUUCCCUACUUAUAAUAAGAAGCAGUAAUGCUUUAUUUGAUCUUGAUGUUUCAAAACUGUGUAGAACCUGAGUAAAGCCCGAGACCUGUUGCUGGGCCGUCCAGAUUGGCAGGAGCAAACACACAUGCCAGCACCUGGUCUUUUUUCAGAGAGGAAACAAAGCAACUUUUUCCAGGUAAACCUUUCAAGGAAUAAACAAUUACGGAUGACGCACAAAUUAUUCAGCUAGUCAGUGAAGUUUGAACAAUUUUUAAUAUAUAUAUAUAUAUAUAUAUAUAUAUAUAUAUAUAUAUGUGCAAAUAAUGUGCUUGCAUGCACGUUAUUUUUAUCCUUAUAUAUACUAUAUUAAUCAUUCAGAAAUCUUACAAGAAAUAAACAAUUACAGAUGACGCACAAAUUAUUCAGCUAGUCAGUGAAGUUUGAACAAUUUUUAAUAUAUAUAUAUAUAUAUAUAUAUAUAUAUAUAUAUAUAUGUGCAAAUAAUGUGCUUGCAUGCACGUCAUUGUUAUCCUUAGAAAUCCUAUAUUAAUCAUUCAGAAAUCUUGUAUUAAUCAUUCAGAAAUCUUGUAUUAAUCAUUCAGAAAUCUUGUAUUAAUCAUUCAGAAAUCUUGUAUUAAUCAUUCAGAAAUCAAAUAUUAAUCAUUCAGAUUUGUCUAAUAGAUAUCCCUGUUAAUUAUUUAAUAUAUAUUGUUUCAGGGUCUCUGGAAAAUCCCAAUAGAAGAUAUUGACAGAUCGGGUUGCUUUGCAUCACAUGUCCACCGAUCUGUUGUGCUUCUGCUUAAAGUCCUAGCAGAGCUUGGGGACAUUGAGAUGCUUAAGACAAUUCGCAUGCAUCUUAAGCGGACACCAGACGCAGGAAAGUGAGUGGUUCUAUCAAUGUGAUUUAAGUGACUUGAAAUGGGACAGUUCUAUAUCAGACCUGUUUACUCUUAUGAUUUUGGCGUACAAUGUACGAUUUUGAGGUGUAUACAUUAUAUAUACUGUAUGUUUAUUUUUUACUAUUAAGAUAAUGUAAUGAUAUUGUACGAUUUUAAGAGUUUGGGGGUAAACAGGUCUGCUAUAUAAACUAAUUUAAUGCACUGCAGUAGGGGGCAUCCACAUGGUCAUUUACGGAUGGCCCCUAAUUUGGAAUAAUGGACUGAGACCUUGACCUUCGAUUGAAGGAAUUAGUUUAGUGGCAAAUCAGCUUGAAAAGUUCAUGUUUAGGACUCACGUUAUAUGUAUCUGUUGCUUUUAGGAAGUAUUUGAGGGAUGCUGAACGUUGGGUACUGGCUGAUGAAGCAUUUCUCAAGUGUAUUGAAGUUGUUCAAAGAGAAAUGGAUGCGAGUGACAAGUGGACAGAGACUCGGAGAGAAGAGAAUUUGACCAGAGUGUAUCAAGUGUGGCUGAUGGGCAAAGGUUGUGAUCACUUGAAAAAAGCAUCUGCUGCACUCCUUCGAGCUUUUAGAGUCAUGAUGAAAGGCAGGGUAAGGACAUUGUGUUUUGUCAUAAUGAAAAAAGACAUUGGGGGUUAGUCAUAACGCUAAAAUAACCUUUAAGUUCAUUCAAAUUAUUAUAGAUUUCUUCAUUGACUAUUCUAUAAUACUUUCAAAGUAUUUUGAUUAUGAUUUAUAUGAAAUGUUCAUGUUAGCUUAAGAUUUAUUUUUUAUGAUAGCAACAAUAAUAACAAUAAUUUGUUAAGUUUUUUUAUUAGUUCGAACACAUGAAAAAUAUUUUACAUAGCAAGUGCAUCAGAGUUUCCAGUUAGAAAAAUUCAAUAUCUCUUUAUGUUUUGUGACAGGUCAAUAGGAAUAGGUAAACAGGUAACAGUCUCUCAGAAACACAGAUUAAAAGAAAUUCAAAGAUGUGACAUUGCAAGCCUGGAAUUUAACUUGUCAAAAAAGGAGAGAAAUAAAAUAAUUUUUUAAUAACUCUAAAUUCUUUGCUUUCCAGACUGAUGUCAAUCGUUUAACUGAGGACCAAGCUAUCAUUUACUGUCAGACCAAUCUGUCCAAAGCUCUCACCCCAGUAAGAUUAUUGAUUAUUUGAGCUAUGCUUUUAAUAAGUCUGCUUUACUUCAUACAUCAUUCCGUCUUAUCGCAAGGAUAUUGAUUUGAAAAUUACACAACUAUUUGUGGGUUGUAGUUUUUUGGGGUUUUUUUUACCCAUAUUUAUGUUUUUGUUGUGGUAUUCUAAAUUUAAAUGUAAGAAAUGCUUUUUAUGAUUUACUGUUGACUAUUGGAGCAAUUUAUUUUAGAUUUGAAUAGUUACUGAAUUUUAUGUUUUGGGAUGUAGACCAUAAUUCUCUAUUAGACUUUUUCCCCUGUUGACAAUAAGUAUUUUUUGUAUUUGUUACCUUUUAAUUGAUUCCUAAAUUAUUAUUUUUUAAUUUGCUACUAUCUAUUCAGUCAACACAGGUCAACAUUGCAAAUCAAGGGAAGUCAAUGUUGGAUAAAGGAAAGUCUGGUCAAGGAGCCCCAGUCAUGUCUUUAGAAAAGUCCAUUGUCCAAGGCCAGGCCUUUGUAGAACUAACUAGACUUGAGGAGAGAAUGGAAACAGAACCACUAGCCACCCAAGACAAGCCAGGACCUCUGAAAUCUAUAGUACCAUUAAUCACUAAAGACAUGACAGAACCUCUGAAAUCUACAGAACCAUUUCUCACUCAAGACAAGCCAGGACCUCUGAAAUCUACAGUACCAUUAAUCACUAAAGACAUGACAGAACCUCUGAAAUCUACAGAACCAUUAGCCACUCAUGACAAUCUAGAAACUCUGAAAUCUACAGAACCAUUAGCCACUCAUGACAAGCCAGGACCUCUGAAAACAGUGAAAAUUAAAAACCAUGACCAUGGAUCAACCAACAAUCAAAGUGGUAAGUUAUUUUCAUUUAACAUUUAAUUUAAUUUUUUUAUGCGAUAUAAUUUAAAGAUCCAAUUACAAAUUUGUUGAUUACACUUUGGGAAUAAAUCACUUAAGGUCAUGUUUAAAGAAUUAAAUGAAAUAUAAGAACAUGGUAUGCUAAACUUGAAUUCAUAGACAAAAGUAUUGCACCUCAUUUAAAUUAACUUAAAUUCAGGCAUCUCAUUCAACCAAAUGGACACAGAUCAGCCAACUGAAGACAAGACAGCAUCAGAACAACAAUCGGCCUUGCCAAUCACUGCAUCUGACAAAAUGCUUUGUGAAAAGUCUGGUAAUAGCCCAUCCAAAGAAGACACAAAUCAACUUCAGUUUGAAAAGGAGAAAUCUACCCAAGAUAUAACUAAGCUCAUAACUUCAUAUACAAGUGUAAUACAAAAUUCUACAGGUAGUCCAUCAUUGGGGCUUGAAAAGGCAUCAUUGGAAGAAAAAUCAAGGACCUUGCACACUGAAUCUGCAAUCCCAGGUACAGCAAAAGAAGAAAAUGUCAAUACCACCUACAAAACAAAAGAAAAUGUAGACAAUGCAACAGUAGCACUAGCUGAGAAAUCCCCCUUUCCUAAAAAAGAUAAAAUCACUCAGAGAAACUCAGAAGGAAUCUCUUCUGUUUCCACUCUGCCAUUCACAGUUAUAGUUCAUUCAGAUGAUGAUGUUAUUGUCAUUGAAUCUGACUGAGUGUUUUAUCACAUAAACUUUUUGUAUCACAGAUGAACUGUUGACACAUAAUGUACAAUAAAUGUAUUGAAAUUAAUGAUGCUGUAUUGGAUAUAAAAUUUUAAAACUAUUUAAUAGAAAUUAAAUUAGUUCUUGCUUAAAAUUAAAUAAAAGAAUGUUAAUAAUGAAUUAAUUAACUCGUCAAAUUGUUAUUUUGUGAAGUAAAAGAUUCUAAAUAGCUAAUAUUCCGGGUAACCCAAAAAAAUGCCUAGCCAUCAAUAUUUUAUGACACUCUUAUUGUUAUUUUGUUUAUUAUGCACUGCCAAAGAAUUCUAGGUACCGGUACAGCAAAAGAUGAAAAUUUCUGUUUACUUAUCAGGACUUUUUUUCAUUCCUAAACAUCUUGUUCCACUAUUUACUGUUUAAAAAAAAAUAAGAAAAAAAAAUGUAACUUUAAAUGGAUUAAUCAGGUUUAAGCUUCUUAAACAUUAUUGAUCAAUAUUGAUUUGAAUAUAUGAAGUACAGUAAACAAUGGAUCUAACAGAUACACCAUUUUUUAACCAGUGCAUUUUUUUAAUAACAAGGAAAUACAAAAUCAUGCCCAGGACAUACAAAUGCAAAAUUCAUCUUUUUUCAAAUAUAUACUUUUAGCAAGUAAAAACAUGUUUUCAAUGUUCAAACUAUUGAAACACUCACUGAAAAAUCUGCAUUAAUCAUCUGCAAAACUAUAAAUAACUUAUUUUUUCAAUAUAAAUAAAAUCCCUGAAAGAAUAUUAAUGUUUUUUUAUAAUGCCUGUACAUCUGUUGUUUUUUUUUCUUUGAAGGAUGUUUUUUAAGUUUAUUGCUACAGCU